Molecule: messenger RNA, 1023 nt
Organism: Fusarium subglutinans
Lineage: Eukaryota; Fungi; Ascomycota; Sordariomycetes; Hypocreales; Nectriaceae
Product: kinase subdomain protein
Exons: 1
Coding region: 1-1023 (340 amino acids)
Biological process (GO): protein phosphorylation
Molecular function (GO): ATP binding; protein kinase activity
Source: RefSeq, a predicted model, not a curated record
AUGUCAUUCGAAGCGUCUAACAAUGCACUAUCACCGCUUCAAACUGCACCGCCAUGGAGUGUAAUCCUGUUCACUUUCAGCGAUAGAGACACCGAUUCAGAGCUGGUGGUUAUGUGCAACAACAAACGCUUUGUCAUACGUCUCUCAGCCGACACCUUUUCUGAAUCGCCCAAGUUGAAAGAACGUUAUCUCUUCUUCUUGCAAGUUGCCGAAGAGUUCGAACUAGAUGGUGUCACUGUCGAGGACUUUUGGGAUUGGAUUGUCGGCCCUCUGUUCCCCAUUUUCCGGGAACUGCCGACUCCAGACCAAGCGGCACCCCAGACCCUGGACGGCUUUUUCAACCCCGAGACUUUCGUCUAUACGUUUCGAACGGUCUCCGAUGAGCGCAUACCACAGCUAGACAGUGACACCGAAUACCAGCCUCUAUUCGGUAUUUCUGUUCCAGAUGAACUCUGUGCGCCAUGGAAGUCCUUUGAUCCAUCUGAAGUACAGAUUCGUCAGGAGAAUGUGGUCGGCCCGCCUUCUCAUACGCCGCACAAAGUUGUUUUGAAGGACGGGACAAUGGCAUUUCUUAAGCUCGCGCGCCGUGGCGACAAGCAGUUCCUCACAAAUGAGCUGGAUACAUAUGGGAAGAUCGACAGAGCACAACUUGACAACAAGAUGAAGAUUUCACGCCUCCACGGCCUAGUGCGGAAAAGCGAUGGUGUUAUUUACGGUCUUUUACUUACUUAUAUUGACUGUAAGCGUGUGACACUGUCGUGUGCAGUGAAGCCCGGAACCGAAGUUUCACUAAGGGAGAAAUGGGCUGCACAAAUUGAGGAAGCUGUUGGUCAACUACAUUACGCUGGGAUUGCUUGGGGAGAUGCAAAGCCGUACAACAUCCUAAUUGACGUGAAUCAUGAUGCUUGGCUUAUUGAUUUUGGUGGUGGUUACACGGAGGGAUGGGUGCCAAAGAACCUUAGCGGGACAAUCGAAGGUGAUCGCAUUGCUCUGGAGAAGAUACUAGAAUACAUCCGCAACUAG